AUGGCUUCUAAUGGGUCUGAAUCGCCAGACGAGAGUUUCUUCAAUGAUCUCUCCCAACAAGCGCAAGAGACGAAUUCUACCAACAACCAGGAAACACAGCAGGACCAGUCAAAUAAAGUCAAAAGGAUCGCUUGUGUUCUGUGCAGGAAGAGGAAGUUGCGUUGCGACGGCGCCCGGCCGACAUGUUCCACUUGCAAGCGACUAUCUCACGAUUGCGCCUACGACGAAGUCCGCAAGAAAAGUGGACCCAAGCGUGGCUACGUGAAGCUGCUCGAACAACGACUGCAGCAGGUCGAGACCCUCCUGAAGACCCAAGACACGGCCGACUCGAGCAAAGAAGCCCCGCGCCAGAAUUCCGCUUCCGCAUACGUCGCAAACACCAUAAACCAAGCGCUGCCGAUUUCUAGAGACGUUCCCAACGCAACAGGCAGUGCCCCAGUAGGAAUCAGUGCAUCCAGAGUUCCCGGCGUAGGCCCAUUUCAAAAUGUCGGCGCGACAGGAAACGAUGUGGAGACCGAGACCUCAUGGGAGAUGAUAGGGCUUGGGCUCGAGGAGCCUCUACCGCCCCAAGAAAUUAUGGACGACCUGUAUCAAAUAUACUUCUCCAAGAUCCAUCUCACAAUGCCCAUCAUACAUAGACCACGAUUCCUCGCCGCUCUAAACCUGGCUCCUCAUAUGCGGCCGCCAGUUUGCCUGCGAUACAUCAUGUGGACCCUCGCUGCAUCCAUCACCGACAAAUACGAAGCGCUACAAGAACACUUCUACCAACGUGCCAGGAAAUAUGCGCAAAUGGAUGAGAUGAAGGGCCACGGAGAGUCGACCAUUACCCUUGCACAUUGUCAGACGUGGGUUUUGAUGGCUACAUAUGAGUUCAGACAGAUGUACUUCCCAAGGGCCUGGCUGUCAUCCGGGAGAGGCUCAAGACUAGCUCAGAUGAUGCAGCUACAUCGCCUGGAUGGUGUCGGACUAGAUGUGAAGCAAUGCCUAGCUCCACCCAAGGACUGGACCGAGCGUGAGGAACGCCGGAGAACCUUUUGGCUGACCUUUUGCGUUGACCGAUAUGCAAGUAUUGGAACUGGUUGGCCAAUGACCUAUGAUGAGAAAGACAUCAUGACAAACCUACCAGCAAGCGACGAGGCAUUCGAGAAGAGUAGACCGAUGUCAACAGGGACACUGGAAGAGGUUCUGAAUCCUAAUGGCAUAGCAAACCUCCAGGCACUCGGCGGUAUCGUCCUCACAGCUGCGAUGUUUGGCCGCAAUUUACUUCACUUACAUCGGCCUCUGCCAGAUGACAACGACGACGAUAUCAACGGUGGUUUCUGGAACCGACACCGACACAUUGAGCGUAUACUUCUUCAAACGUCACUGGGUCUACCGGAUCAUCUCCGUCUACCAUCCGGUAUAAUGGAUCCCAACGUCACAUUCGCAAAUAUGUGCAUCCAUACUUCGGCAAUAUGUCUCCAUCAAGCUGCCAUCUUCAAGGCAGACAAGUACCGGCUACCAGCAAGCGUCAGCAAUGAAAGUAAGAUCCGAUGCGUAACAGCAGCAGCAGAAAUUGCUUCCAUAAUGCGCAUGGUCAGCCAUAUGGACCUUGGUACGAUGAAUCCCUUUAUUUCCUUCUGUAUUUACGUGGCAGCAAGAGUGUUUGUCCAGUACCUCAAGACCCGGCCGAAUGAUCAGCAAAUGACCUCCUCGCUGCAAUUUCUCUUGCAAGCUAUGGAAGCCCUUCGUCGGAAGAACCCACUCACAGAGUCGUUCUUAGUGCAGCUAGAUCUCGACUUGGAAGGUGCGGGCCUGCAAGGCAUGCGUAACCAGCCAUCAGCACAGUCUACGGGCAAAUCUACCGUCAUUUCGAUCCAUUCUGAUCCGCAAAUCAACUGUAGUCCGUUGAUCAACAUAAACAAUUCGCAGAAUCGAACCGCGUCCACCAAUACAUUUGGAAACGGUGUCCCACCCAUCCCAGCAUCAACAUCGAAUACGCAGUACUCGAACAAUAUACCUGCCCCGCCGUUUCACCUUCACAAUAUCAACAGUAUCGACAUGAAUACCCAGAACGCGGCCUUUUUGCCUUCUCAGUUUGAUUCAAACGGAGGAUUUGCUGCCACUCAAGACUUUACUCCUGCCGGUUUCGCGUUCCAUGAUGGGAACGAGAUGGACCUCUCUGGAGGCGAUAGAGGUGUCGAUCAGCCCAGCCCGGCAACAAUAAGCACACAAUCACGAGGCGGUUCGACAUCACAAUCUUCUUACUCUCCAGGUCAACCAAUCGAGCACAACAUUCCAUAUCGAGCGUCCCCGAAGAUGGCAAGGCCGACGAUGGGAUCUGGCACCGGCUUCCCAGGCUUUGUGGCUACCAGCGAAACGUAUCCUGCUAAUAACUUUGGCGCAUCCGGGAGCAUGGGUAAUGAAAGUUACAACGACGGUUUCGUGAUGGGCAACGAAUGGGAAUACGCGGCGCUGAACGCUGGGACAGGACUUACACCGAUGGCAGACGCAUCAUCCAACAACCGAAUGUCCGACUCGUCCAACGUAUCUUCAUUACAACGCACCUUCACAGAUCCCGUUGUCGACGCCGAUGCACGCCCCUCGUCCUCGCACGAACCCAAGUCGCACAGCCGAACAACAUCGAAGAUGAGCAUAGAUGAAGUCGUAGCCAAUGUUGGAAGGCCGCUGGUACAGCCACCACGCGGGCGGGACACGUCGAGGUCGUCGUCGCCAUCACGAACACCAAGCGUGCCAUACCGCGAGAGGGAACAGCGUCAGGCGGAGCAGGGUGAGGCACGAGCUAUUCGCGUUGCCAUGGAGGACCUGGAACUCGCGCAGGAAGAGGGCAAGAUAUUCGAGGCGGCACGAGACGAAGCUGUGGAACUGGUCUGGAAGCAUUGCAAUCCCCAUGCGGCUGGCGCCAGUCCGACCAAACCGUAUGCUUAUCCGGGUCUGGCCAGGAAGAACAGCGCGCAGAGGAGUCGGAGCGUCGAACCGAAGGAUCAGGAUCUGCAGCGGGCCAAUUCUAAACUGCGGAAGCGACAUUCGGUGGGAAGUGCCGCGUCAGGGAGCAGGAGUAGCAGCUUACAGAGCAACGGCGCCGGAAGCCAUACCGAUACAUCAGUCGCUGGGAAUGCAGGCUUCAGUACGUCGCCUACCAAGAGCAGCUUUGACAUAAAGGGCAACCAGGACGAGUCAACAGCACUAAAGAAAGCCAUUUCAGACCUCCCAGACUUUAGAGGACGACGAAGGAGCAGCGGACAGCGCCGAACGAUCAGCGGGAGUCUCUUCUCCAACCCCAAGGACCAGAUCUACGAAGAACCCGAAGAGGAAGCACCGUCUGCUCCUGCACCUACGCCCGCCGCUGCCGAACCAUCCAAAUCCGAAAAGCUACCAUUGGGCAUACGGCGCAAUCCCUUCAUGCGUUUCCAAUCCAUCAAGGGGAACCCCAUGGUGAGGUCCAACACGGACCCUACCAUGGCAUCCAAACGCUUCGAUCGCUACGAGAUACAGAAGAACCCUCCGACUCAAUCUAGGAAUGCGGCGUACACACUAAACUCGGCGGAGCCAAAGCCAGCAGAGGAUGUCAAGGCGGAUGCGGAGAAUGAACCGGAAGUGAAGAUGAAGGACGGCAAGGAGAUAAGAAGCGACGAGCUCCGUGCUGCCACUGGGUUUCGUCUAAAGGACCGCAGUGCAAAGCUGCCCACUCCUACGGCUGUCUCAGAUGCUCCAGGGCGACCAAUCGUUUCCUUCAAGAAAGACUGGAAUGUAAUCGAGAUGAAAGAGGAGAUAUCAACUACGCCUGAUCUAACACCACGGCCUCUGAACCCAACCAAGUCUGUCCCGCCUCCGCUGAAGCACGCCGAUACCGAACCCGUUGUACCUACCAUGAGUCUUACGCCAGAUGUGCCUAAGCGAAACACUACUCCAAGGCCACCUACGGUUCCAGAGAUCAACGUUCCUUCAGAGCCUAAAGUCAGUCUGGCACCAGACGUACCAGAGCGAAGCACCACUCCGAGACCGCCUGUGGUUCCAGAGGCUAACAACUCGUCUAUUUCCACUCCUGCGCCUGGGCGAUUUAGUCUAAAAGGAAAACCUACCAUCAACAUCUACGAAGACCCUCCAGCCCAAGCGAAACCCCUACCACUGACAAGCUCGCUGAGGAAAGCCAACAUACCGACUCGUCCUUCCCCUGCUCCUCUACCUACUAUCAACGUAUCUGACUCAGCUCCUGCGCGUUCAAGGACCACACCAGCACCACCAAUUCCUUCUAUUUCCGUGUCUGAGACCCCAUCAAUUUCAGCCAGGAAGAGUCCGUUUAGUCGUAGCUCGUAUGCGCCGCCAACAGGGACCACUCCUCCUGUCCCCAGCAUAUCGGUCAGCGAAUCUCCAGCUCCGAGACGAGGUUACACAACACCCUCAGUCUCCGUGACACCCGAAAUCCCAUCGAUCUCUGUGAGCGAAUCACCGGCGCCGAGCCGUGGGUCAAGAACCAAUGCUCCUCCAAUCCCAAGCAUCUCCGUGAGCGAAACACCUGCACUGAGGAGAGGAUCAACUACACCAUCCAUCAAUGUAACUCCUGAUAUACCAACCAUAUCUGUCAAUGAGGCCCCAGCCUCUACUCGAGGGCGCAACAACAAUCCUCCUUCGAUAUCGGUCAGCCCUUCAGUGCCUUCGAUCAACGUAAACACACCUAAAGGCUUUGGCCCGGCCGCCUCUACACGACCACUUCCAGUGCCGAACGCUCAAAACAAGUCCCACAGCUAUAACGGCACAGCCACUCCUCGCACCCACUGGACACCAACCACUGUCCGUACAGGCGCUCUCUGUACUCAAUGUGCACUCCCCAUCUCAGGUCGUAUCGUUUCAGCAUCAGGUUCCCGCUUCCAUCCCGAAUGCUUCGCCUGCUACCAAUGCGGCGAGCACCUCGAAUGCGUAGCCUUUUACCCGGAACCCUCCAACAAACACGCCGAACGCGUCCACCGCAUCCGCGCCCGUCUCUCUGGCGCCGACAUCCCCUACCUCCCUUCCCACCCUACCGCAGAUGACAUGGCACGUCUCGAGCACGACGACGGCACCGACGAAUCUCCACGCUUCUACUGCCAUCUCGACUUCCACGAGCUCUUCUCCCCGCGCUGCAAGAGCUGCAAGACACCCAUAGAGGGCGAGGUUAUCGUUGCCUGCGGCGCGGAAUGGCAUGCUGGUCAUUUCUUCUGCGCUCAGUGUGGUGAUCCGUUCGAUUCCACGACUCCCUUUGUCGAGAAAGAUGGGUAUGCUUGGUGUGUGAAUUGCCAUACGCAUCGGUAUAGCACCAAGUGUAAGGGGUGUAGGAAACCUGUUACCGAUACUGUUGUCAAGGCGCUUGGGGCUGAGUGGCAUGUUGGCUGUUUUGUCUGUGUGUGUUGCUCUGGGCCCUUUGAAGAUGCUUUCUAUUUCCUUAUCAGUUCUGGUCCAACCGAUAAUUCAAAGUCAAAGAAGCCGACAUCUCCCUUCAAGGACCUCAAGUCUAGUACGUAUCUGCCCGACUCUUCCGAUAGAAAGUGGCGAAGCAGUAAAACGAUGAGUUCGAUGUCAAACAUCGAUUGGGAAAUAUGGCAUAAUAGAGAAAGUGUCAAGGGAAUAAAGAAGGAAGGAGACUCGAAGUCAAGUUGCGAUCCGAAUUACUGGGAAAGAGUAGUAGAAUAUGCAAGUACGGGAUGGUCGUUAAUUGCACUUCGGUUCGAGAAAGCUUCCAGCGAGUACGAUAUCGACAAUUACGCCUCUGCGGAGUUUCUAAACUCAGACGUAGCACAAUCCUUGCUAGAAGCCCUGCGGGGUUGGGACAUGAAGAAGAGGAUUUACAAGAAGCGUGUUGCUGAGCUUGAAGAUGUAAGCGAUCAAGAAGGCAACUUACCAAGGCUCUUCCUGCAACCUUACGAUCGCUUCCCAUUAAACGUCAACGUCAAAGAUGCCUUCACACGUUACAACUUCAGGUGCGACAUCAUCAAAGACCAGGAGUUGCGCGAUCCCAAGGGAGGCAUGUAUGAGAAGCACGUUUGGAACACCUUCACCGGAAAAUGCGAACAUGAAUCGCACUUUACAGCUUCGCACAUUUUUGCUUGGCAACUGGGUCAGGAGUUAAUGACAGCUAUCUACGGAUCUUCGUCCGAAAACGAUCAGUUCUCCUCUGCGAAUGGCCUUUUCCUGCCUAUCCAUAUCAAGGAGCUAUUCGACAAUGUACCCAUGGCCACCGUGCCUGAUACCAAGGAUCUCAGGUCACAAGGCGAAAUAACAUCGUGGAUGACCACUCAUCCACAUGAAUACAAGAUCAACAUCUUCGACGAUGGUCGAGUGACCUUGGACCUUUGGGCUCUUACCGAUGCCAAAGGCCAGGACCUGACAACGCGUCAACUCGACGGAAUCAAACUGCUGUUCCCAGCUUGUAGUCUUCAAUCCAGGCCUGCUGCUUGUUACCUGUACUUCCAUUACUGUUGUCAGCUUCUGAGACAGGCUUGGAGGAGAAGGUGGAAAGGAGAUAUCAAGAGCCUUCCGCUACCGGUGUGGGAGAAAGAGCUUGCCAACAUGUUCGCUUGGGGUGCAGUGGUGAACUACUUCGCGCAUGAUCAGAUGCAAGGUUAUUUUGAGGAGCUUGGGUGCGAGUUUGAGGACUUGAAGGCAGAUGAGAUGGAUGGUGAUGGACAGGCUGAUUGA
Messenger RNA from Alternaria atra, 6672 nucleotides. RefSeq lists its product as uncharacterized. Bases 1 to 6672 code for a protein of 2223 amino acids. The record is from RefSeq and is a predicted model, not a curated record. Lineage: Eukaryota; Fungi; Ascomycota; Dothideomycetes; Pleosporales; Pleosporaceae. Gene Ontology annotation, biological process: regulation of DNA-templated transcription; DNA-templated transcription. Gene Ontology annotation, molecular function: DNA binding; zinc ion binding; DNA-binding transcription factor activity, RNA polymerase II-specific. Gene Ontology annotation, cellular component: nucleus. The transcript is spliced from 9 exons.